Molecule: messenger RNA, 1173 nt
Organism: Oikopleura dioica
Lineage: Eukaryota; Metazoa; Chordata; Appendicularia; Copelata; Oikopleuridae
Source: the annotation of a GenBank genome assembly
AUGCCCUCAAUCCGCAAAGUCAUCACUGUUUUCUUCUCGCUUGCCACGAUUGGAGUGGCCGGCCUCGUCGCCAAGCUCUUCUUUGAUGAACACCAAAGAAAGAAAAGGGACAAGGAACUGAGAAAGAAAAUGAGCAAAGAGCUCUUAGAAACGCUGGACAAGACUGAGCCAAAUCAGAAAGAAGAGUUCAAAUUCUGUCCAGAAGAAAAUACGAUCCGGAGAACAAGCGUCACCAGAACCUACCCAACGAGCGAAAUCGACACUGAAGUCGUCCCAGAUGAUCAAGACUCCUACGACGAAGAUAGCUUUGAUUCCGCCACGAGCAGUUCCACAAAAAGCGUCGAAGAGGACCUCGAUUUUUGCGACUUGGCAGCGCCAUCGACUUUGGACUGUAAAGACGACGUCGUGGAAAAAUCAUCUUUGGACGGACUCUUCAAUUUGCUGGAACAAGUUUUGAUCGCCGAGAAAUUCCAGGAAAUCAUCUCGUGUCUUGAGGAAAUCCUCUUCCGCGCCCGAAUCGAAGAACAGCUGCUCGAAAUCGCGGACCACAAUAAAAUCGGUUUGGUCCUGCAGUGCAUCACCCACGCCAGCGAAAGAGUCAUUCUCGUUGCUUGCCAGAUUAUUGAGAAAAUCUCUUUGAGCGAAAAGGGCAAAAACUCUGGAAUCGAGUUCGUGCCCGUCUUGAUCCAAGCUGCAAACAGCCAGCUGAUCCAGUCGUCCAAGUCAAGCGGAACACUCGAAAUCGUGACCGACUGUAUCGCCAAUUUCUCGCGAAACUACUGUCCCGAGCAAGAGUCUGCUUACCUCUCCCUCUUCGACACAGCUUCCCGAUCGAGUUUGACAGAUGGAGACGAAUUCUUCGGCGCCAGUUUGAUGAAAGUGGUCGUCAGCUUGAGCGAACAAAACCUCGGCCAAGAGCUGCUCCAGAAAUCGGAAACGACGCUUGGAUGGACUGAACGGCUUCUCGAGGAAAAACAAGGAGGAAAAGAGGUGCAGAUCCGCUGCCUCUACGCGGUCAACAACAUGAUCAACGAGACUGAUUGGAAUCUUCGCCGCAAGAAAUCAAAGGACGUAAUCUACGAGUACGCGCAAAACAACAACGAAGCAGAGCGAGAGCUUUCCACCAAAUCUUCCCAGAUUUUGGAGCUCAUCAACUUUUCUCAAGAACAAUAA